AUGACCAUUAAUUCUUUGCUACCCAUCGCUCCGGCGAGGGUACGAGCGCUCGUCGUGCCUGUCGGGCAGAUCAAGGGGGACAGAUUUGAAUCUUUUGUAACAAGAUUGAAUCAGGAGUAUGACGUCCACCUUAGGGACAUCAGUGCCGAUGGGCGCCCCAAUAGGAACAUGUUCUCGCCCUUGGCCUUCCCGAACGGAAGGAUAUUCUACGAACUCAUCACACACGUGCCCCCUCCCUCACACUUGGCCUUGUCUCCAUUCGACCUGUACCGCGAGCCUCUCGCCGUCAUAGCUAUAGCCGAUGGAGCCGAGCUGGAGAAUGGAGCUUUCAGCAAGAGACAGUCCGCAACUGCCCCAACCAUGACAGAAAGGAACAUACGUACCCUGUAUCAGGAACUGGAAGAUCUAAGAGACGCGCAUACCAAGGCCCUUAUUCACCAGGUCCUCAUAUUCGACUAUGUGCAGCCGGCAGAACAACCCAUCGUCCUGCCCGAAGGCGUCAAAACAAUUCCGCCCAUAGAACAUUCCAUACGAACGACUGUCAAGACCAUCAUGUGCGACAUAUCCUCGCUAUUGUUGGCUGAGAUGACCACAUUGGCAAAGUCCUUCGAAGCCAUGACAGCGAUCGAGUCUCCGGGGCAUGCGGUAAGACCACAGAUGAACGGUGCAAAUACUACCGAGGACCCGAACCAUCUACGGAGGAAUUCACAAUUCGCCCUGCCCACAAGAUCAGUAUCGACCAGCGGUGUCGCGGAUAAGAGCCAAGCGCGCAUGUCGCUGCCAGCAUUUAAGGGCUUGUCUUUUGGAUCGAGCAGUUCAACUCCCACAAACCGCCCAUCAACCCCUGUGAGGAACGGCAGUGGACUGUCGCAUCCGCCAACUACCUUUGAUGAGAUGACGAAUGGCAGUGACCAGGACCCUGCAAGCCCAGACCAAAGGCCUUCGAGGCCUGGAACCGCUGAGGGCUUUAAAUCUUCGUCAUCAGACAAAGUUUCAGUCCAAGGCUUUGGUCCAGGAGGUCUCAACGAGAAGUGGAGAAACAAAGGCAAGGGUCGAGUCAAAAUAAUAGUUGGCUCUUUAUAUCUUCAGGCAGGACGAUGGACGGAUGCUCUGAAAGAGUUGAUCGAGGGGGCCACUGUUGCCAAGUCUAACAACGAUCAUUUAUGGCAUGGAAAGGCGCUUGAUCUCAUUACAGUAUGUCUGAUUCUGCUAGGUUGGGCCGGCAUCGAGUUCCAAGUGCCGGCGGUCUGUCUGUCGCCAGAUAAGCCGACGAGUAAGGCACCGGAGGUCGAGGAUGUCAUUCCCGACCAACCCAAAUACCUGCGAAAUUUCCAGGCUUGCCUACCAGAUCUUCUGGAGAGGAUCAUUGGCCUUUGUACGAGGAUAUCUGGGGAGAAAUUACCGCCACUUCCUCUGUGCGAGAUGGUUAUCCGAUUCUGCAGUCUUUUAACUUCAUUGCACAUAUGUGAUGGGCGGCUGGACCCGAAGUUUCUUGACAUGGUUGUUUCUGGCAAGAGCUCGCACAACCCGUUAACGACAUCGCCUCGACUGAGCGUUACACCUAGUCGAACUUACGUAGCAAAUCUUUUGUUUCGGGCGUUCCCCCCCUCAGGACGUGAGGUCAUAACGACAGUUGAUCGUGCACUUGUUCUGAGUGGGAUUGCAUCAGUCAUGGGGACACUGGGUUAUCACAGAAAGAAGGCGAUGGUCUUGCGAGAGCUGGUAGGCGUUCUCGUCGCUGGCCUCGUAGAAGCACGUACUCGCGGAGCUGCAGAGGUUGGAAUCCACCCAGCCGCGGGACUAGUAGCUUUGGAUGCCGUCAAUGGUCAUAGCAAUGGUGCCGGAGCGCUAGAACUAGGCGAAGGCGAUAUUGAGCACGGCAUCGAUGCUUUCCUAGGCAUUCUUUGUAAAACGUAUGGUGUCGUGGGCUUCAACGGUCAACUCAGGGCGGACUCUGCCUCGUCUCCGGAUGACAGUGAUAGCAAAGUCAUUUCAAGGAUUGAGAACCAAUCCAUGGUUAGGCACUACGGCAUUCAAGAUGUCAAGCUCAAUGUCCUGCGCGCCUGCAUUAACAUGUCCGAAGCGUUGCCAGAUUUUAAUGGCGUGCUGAAGUUUUCGAGCGAUUUGCUGCGAACUGCUGGCAGUGGUGUAGCACCCGGGCCGCGCCGGGAAGAUGCUGCGCCAAUGAUCACCCGUGACGAGCAGAUACGACUCGUCAAUAACAUCUCAAAGACCGCCGAUUUAUCGAGGAAAUUAGGAUUAGGUCAUCUAGCAGCGGAAUUCUGGGACGAGUUCCUAGUACGUGGCAUAUCUCUAGACCCCUUGCCACCAACGAAAGCUCCCAUACCACAUGCUAGAAACGUGCUACCGGGAGCAAACAAUGCGCGAACAUCUCAGGACGUCAAUCCGUUCAUAUACAACCCAUUCCUGAGAGCACCCGACAAAGUAGUUGUCGAACAAACACUGGUUACCGGGGAAGCAGCCACUUUCCGCAUCACGCUUCAGAACCCUUACGAAAUCGACGUGGAUAUUGAGAGCAUAAGACUCGAGACCGAAGGAGCCGUAUUUGAAUCUUCAGUUGAGAGCACGGUCAUUGGGCCUUACCGAACCCAGAUCCUGAAGGUUUACGGGACGCCCAAGGAAGCCGGUUCUGUGAAAGUCACAGGUGCUAUAGUGCAGGUUCGAGGAUGCCGGGAAAGAAGGUUUCCCAUAUUUCCUCAUUCAUGGGUAGCAGAUACGGAGGUGAAAAUCAAGGCGAUAGGCCUUACCUCCAUUGAAAGGACUAACAGUUUCUAUGAGAGCAAACAGCUGAACCGACCCGGGCCGGAGCUGAAGCCCGAAAGCAUGAGCCUGAGUACCAUUUCAGCACAGCCUGUUAUUGUGGUCAAGUCGACAACAUUGCCGCAGUCCGCAAUCAUGGUCCUUGAAGGUGAGAGACAGAUAUUUUCUGUUACGUUGCAGAAUCUAUCUGCAGAAACUCCCGCAGAUCUUCUGCUAUUCUCGUUUCAAGAUUCGACACAAGGUCCUUUACAAACAGCUCUGACCAGUAGAGAUGCUACGCCUUCUGAACUUUACGAGUAUGAGUUGGUCUUGGCAAGGAAACAAGCGUUACGUCUCUGCAAAACCGACGAUUCGAAAAGAUUCAUUGCGCCAGGUGGCACGAACACUUUCGAAUUUGAGAUUUUGGGUAAGCCAGGUUUGACCAAUGGAACGAUCCAGAUUGACUAUGCUUAUCUUGGUGUAACCCAAGAAGAGGUUAAGGAUCAAUUCCACACACGACAAGUAUGCUUAGACAUGACUGUGACAGUCAAUGCUAGUGUGGAGGUCGCAAGGAUGGACAUACUUCCAAUCCAAGGGGAUGUGCCACGCCCACUUUGGCAACGCCUUGGUGCAGAGCAGUUGGGCGAGGAUGUCUCAGACUCGGACAAGUACUGCCUCAUGAUUAUGGAUCUGAGGAAUGCCUGGCCCAGUCAUAUGCAGGUGCGCCUCGAAGCCGAGAAAGGCUUCACGAUAGAAGAGCACAUCUUGCCAGGCAACACAAAUCGUGUCGUCUUCCCUAUCCCUCGCGUAUUCCUAGAAGACCCACACGCCUCAAUUCCAGCUUUGAAUCCAUCUCGCCAACGCCAAUUCGUGGUCAGUACCAGCAAAAUCACUCCUGAGACGGAACGCGCCAACCGCGAAGCCUUCUGGUUCCGUGAGCGCAUGCUCGACUCCCUCAAAGGGUCGUGGAAGACCCUUUCUGGGCCUUCGAGAUCCGGCAGUAUUGAGUUCCGCGGAAUCCGUCUCACGCCGCGUAUGAUCGAGGCUGUCAAGGUCGACGAAGUUGGUAUCGAUAUCUCUGUCGCCUCUGAUGAUGCCACCAAGGCGACCGGAUGUGCCAAAAACACGAUAUAUGUUGACGACUUUGCCCAGCUCAAGGUCUCGCUCACGAACCGUACCUCCCAGCCAAUAUAUCCCACAUUGCGACUGCUGCCCGCGCUCUGCCAUCGGCCCCUCAAUGUGGCUUUGGACUUCACGCGGAAACUGGGCUGGAACGGGACGAUGCAGCGAUUUCUCCCGCUGCUGGAGCCAAGACAGAGCACCGAGGUCGUCAUCGGCCUGACGCCGCUGUGUCGUGGCGAAUUCGAGUUUGUGGCCAGUGUCGAGGAGACGAUCCUGUGGGAAGAGGACGAAAAAGGCGACAAAAACAGCAAUGGUGGUGGUGGUGCUGCCGACAAUGACAAAACCGGUCGCGAGCGGUCAGACACGCAGAAGAUGAUGGACGCCGUGCUCGGGCCGAGGGAGAGGAGGAUCUGGCACUCGAGACACAAGUGUUUCGUCAGUGUUCAAGACCGCGAGGACGGAAGCGACGAGAACUGA
Truncatella angustata is the source of this 4359-nucleotide messenger RNA. Its product is annotated as TRAPP II complex. The transcript is spliced from 2 exons. Lineage: Eukaryota; Fungi; Ascomycota; Sordariomycetes; Amphisphaeriales; Sporocadaceae. The record is from RefSeq and is a predicted model, not a curated record. Gene Ontology annotation, cellular component: trans-Golgi network. Bases 1 to 4359 code for a protein of 1452 amino acids.